Molecule: messenger RNA, 401 nt
Organism: Aspergillus alliaceus
Lineage: Eukaryota; Fungi; Ascomycota; Eurotiomycetes; Eurotiales; Aspergillaceae
Exons: 1
Coding region: 92-325 (77 amino acids)
Source: RefSeq, a predicted model, not a curated record
AGAACAGUCAUUGUCGUGUCGUACAGAGAACGUGUACUAUUUCCCCUGGGUUUGUUUUGUCGUUUUUCCGACUUCGUGGGUGUCGGAGUUUAUGCUCCCUUUCUCCUUUGCUUUUCUCUCUACUCUCUUUUCUUUUCUUUUUUCUUUCUUUCUUUCUUUUUUUUUUGGUUCAAGGGUUACCCGUGAGGCAGUAAGGGAUGGCCGUACUAUUUACUUUCCAUGUCAUCAUUGCAUUGCAGUACAACUAGCUCUAUGCCUUACAUGCGGAGUCUCUUUGAGCCGAGUAACAAACCAUCAAAUAAAAAGAAAGCUAUGGACCAAAUAAACAACCACUUAUAGCUUGCUCUGCGGCGUUGCCACGUACAACGACUGGGACCGCUGCAUCGCCUCUAGGGCCUCCU